CAAAAAUCAAAACAAUUCAAUGAAAUUCCAUCACAAUGUCUGAUUCUCGAAGAUCUAAAGGCGAUUCUCACUUUGAACGAUAUCUUAAACGAGAAUAUUGUCCCAUCAGAGCUGGAAAUAUCGAUGGUUCAAAGGAGACAAUUCAUGAUGUCGCCGUCGUUCGAGCUCUGAAUGCAACUUACAAACCCGAAAAACGUCUCAAAAGCAUCGCUUCUCAUACAAUUUUCGUUCGUAUAAGUCCAAAAACGAGUGAAGAAACGCUAAAACGACACUUUUCAAAGGAAGCAAGGAUCAUUUCUUGUAAAAUCGUUCGUGAUAUUGUCACAGGAAUGUCCAAAGGAUACGGAUUUAUUGAACUAAAGGACAAAGAAACAGCUGAAAAAGUCGUUUCAAAGAUGAACAAAGCCUACAUAGACGACUUUCGAAUAAUUGUUCAGAAAGAAGCCGGCAGAAACAUGAAAAACUGGAAGCCCCGAAGACUUGGAGGAGGUUUCGGAGGCAAUCGUAACUCGGGACAGUUGAGAUUUGGAGGAAUUGCGAGACCUUUUGAAGAACCUCGAAAGGCUUUUGAACGAGGAGAGGAGAAAUACAGCAAAAAACGAUGAUUUUCUGAGAUGUUGCGAAAAAAUUUUGAACAAAAAUAUAUUUUUUCAUAACAAAAACAGUCCCGCGAGAGGAAAAUCGACGAAUUUUCUAUUGUAAAACGGCGUUAUUGGCAACCACACUUGGAUUAUUGAUGACUUCACCCAAACUAUCCAACACUUCUUUCCGGUAAUCGUCGAAGCCGCCAUCGAUUUCGUUGAUUGUUUGUUCCUCGAUCACGUACAGGUUGCAGUCCGUCUCACGGAUCAAGCGUUCGUCGUGACUUACGAUAACUACGCCGCCAUCAUACUCGUUAAUUGCCUCAGCGAGAGCGUCAAUGGACUCGAUAUCGAGAUUGUUUGUCGGUUCAUCC
This is a messenger RNA of Culicoides brevitarsis, 955 nucleotides long. RefSeq names its product U11/U12 small nuclear ribonucleoprotein 35 kDa protein-like. Lineage: Eukaryota; Metazoa; Arthropoda; Insecta; Diptera; Ceratopogonidae. Bases 36 to 605 code for a protein of 189 amino acids. Gene Ontology annotation, cellular component: precatalytic spliceosome; U12-type spliceosomal complex. Gene Ontology annotation, molecular function: snRNA binding; mRNA binding. The record is from RefSeq and is a predicted model, not a curated record. Gene Ontology annotation, biological process: mRNA splicing, via spliceosome. The transcript is spliced from 2 exons.